GUCACAUCGCGAAGCUCCCGAUGAGCGGUCGACUAACAUCGUUUUGAUAUUUUCUGGUAGCGGACUUGAAAACUGAUGAUCCUCUGUUUUCUUAAGUGAUUCUAAUCGUCAUCCUCAGAACAUUAUUUUUAUGUUUUUCGUAUCUUUUGAAGUGGAGUAUCGUUGAAACAAUAAAAAUAAGCAGUAAAGUUUGGUGAAUUAGCGGUGAAUUUCGAACGAAAAAUCAGAGAUUUUUUAAUCAGGAAAGCAUUUUGAAAAUGGUGACGAAAUUUUCAGCACCCGAAAACAGCAAUCGGAAGAGAUCGUGCAAAACGCCGAGCGUUUGAAGCAAAAACGAAAUCUCCAGUGAACGGAUUCCGUUGUGUAUGUGAGCGACUGGAGUCAUGCCAAGGUGUAGUAGUGAUUUGACAGGAUUGUCAAGCCCGCAGCAAGAAGAAAACGCAACAACAAUGAUGGGAAAGAGUUGAAGGUGUUUUAAAAUCAAAAACGUCUUGUCGCGGGGUGUUGUCUCUACGGACAGUGAAAAAAAAGAAUCAAGAUAAAAUUUGGCAAUCAUUUUGUGCGUUGUGGGGAAGUGCAGUAAACGGAAACCUGUCGAAUAGAUAGAGUAGUCGCUGAAGAAAUCGUCGUUGUUUGGUGAAAUUUGAAAUUGAUUGGAUUUUAACUAGAAAUUGAUGUAUUGUUCCCAGCUGUCAUCAACAAGAAGAAGUUUUUCCCCAAAAAUUAAGUGUUUCGAAGGGCUUGUGAUUACGUUUUCCUUGGUCCAUUCAUUUGGUGUAUUUGUCCCAUAAUAGUGUGUGCGUUAAUUGCUAAGAAGCAUAAGAAGAGUGAAUUUCCUUCAGGAAAGAUCGAUUACCGUCCACGUAAAGUGGUUCCAAUUGAACGAAUUCGAUCCAAAUGUGACGUGGAAGAGGGUCCUUGAUUUGCCUUGACCUAGGAUGCCCUGACCAGCGUGUUUUUGUUGUACAUCAACGGAGAAAAGGAGGAAUUAGUCAUUGACUCCGGCAGUCGCACCUUCGUCACUAGAAGAUACUCUGUGAACACGUGAUUGCAGCCAGAUUCACCCGUCCACAUUGCUGCAUCUUCAAAUAUUCACGAUGUACAUUACGAAUCGGCUUCGGAAUUAUAGGCAACAUUUCCGACGUCACAUUAGAUUAGACUGAUGCGAUGAGGUAAUACUACAAACACUUGGCAUUUACUAUCCGCCCGGUUGGAUCACAUACAUUCAGUGACGGCAACGACUUGCGCGCGGAAUUCUGAAGACGCAAGCUUCGGGCAGCGAAAUAAAAAAGGAGAAAUGAAAACAUAUUAAAACAACAAACAGUUGAAGCAAAGUUAAACCACACAUCACACCAAACGGCACUGUUGUCGCCGGUCAAAAAUGAUUUCAUCGGAGCGAGCGGUACAAUCCAACACGAGAAACCACGGGUGCAGCGAAAGUCACAGCAGAGAAGCACCCAAAUAAACAAAACGUCACAUCAACAGGACACGAGACAAGGAAAGCAUCAGGAUCAAUACGUUCUCCAAAAUUGAAUCAAAUUGUAGCGACGGAAAGAGGUAGAAAGUACAAAUUUAGGUAGGGAUUCCAAUUAUUGAGCGGCAUUGAGAAGCACCAUGGCGCCCAGUCAGAAAGUAACGAAAAAGUGGGAAAUUUUCGCUGGUCGAAACAAAUUUUACUGCGAUGGGUACCUGAUGACGGCGCCAAACUCUGGAGUAUUCUAUUUUACCGUAGUGCUCAUCACCGGAACCAGCGGACUAUUUUUCGCAUUUGACUGUCCCUUCCUAGCGGAACGGAUAACGCCGGCCAUUCCGAUCAUUGGCGGUAUUCUAUUUGUGUUCACGAUGAGUUCUCUCUUCCGCACAUCGUUCAGCGAUCCGGGUAUCAUUCCGCGCGCUUCCCAGGACGAAGCCGCCUACAUCGAGAAGCAAAUCGAAGUGCCAAAUUCGCUCAACAGCCCGACCUAUCGGCCGCCUCCCCGCACCAAGGAGGUCUUCGUUAAGGGGCAAACCGUGAAGCUGAAAUACUGCUUCACCUGUAAAAUAUUCCGACCGCCGCGAGCUUCGCACUGUAGUUUAUGUGAUAAUUGCGUUGAUCGAUUCGAUCAUCAUUGCCCUUGGGUGGGCAACUGCGUGGGAAAACGAAACUAUCGUUUCUUCUAUAUGUUUAUCGUCUCUCUCGCAUUCUUAGCAGUAUUUAUAUUUUCCUGUACAACAACACAUAUAGUUUUGUUAUUUAAAGAUGAGGAUCAAUUUCUUGACAUUGUCAAAAAGACUCCGUUCAGUGUGAUAAUAGCGGUAAUUUGUUUCUGUUCAGUGUGGUCUGUGAUCGGCCUGGCCGGCUUCCACACCUACUUAACCACAAGCGACCAGACAACGAAUGAAGACAUCAAAGGUUCUUUCACCUCCAAAGGAGGCCAACAGGCGAUCAAUCCCUAUUCACAGGGAAACAUUUGUUUGAACUGUUUUCACAUCCUCUGUGGCCCGAUUACUCCGUCGCUAAUUGAUAGGCGAGGGAUAGUGACGGACGAGUAUCGAACGCAGAUGCAAGCACCCGAUAAAUACAAUAGCGCACCGGUGCCACCGUUGGUCGUCAUGCAACCCGGAUUGGAUUCACAGAACAAACCGUACAGUUUAGAGAGUGAAACUCAAAACUCUAGUGCGGGAGUAUUUCGACAGCGAAGCUACGAUAACUUACAGAAUGAAAAAUCCAAUAGCAUAGCGCACCUUGUGGAGAACGAGGCUCCACUGUCCAACACCGGUAACAUUUCAGCCAUUGAGGACACCACCGCGACUACCAUCGUGAUGGAUGACGAUACUAUCGUCGAGUUAGAACCACCGAAGAUAGUCAAUCUGAGUGGCAGCUACAACAAUCUGUUCCGAGAAUCCCAUAGCGCAGGAAAACUAAUAGCUUCCGAUAGCGAAAAAAUGCAGCACGUGGAUGAGAUCAUCAACGCCAGCGAUCUGAUGAUGGUUUCCAGCGUUAGUGGACAUGAGAAUGUCUACAGUAAUAUUCCGGCCGGGUCGGGUACCAUCGGUAAUGGAGUGCUGGGUUCGCCCAAGCGGGUCAGUACGGGCAGUGCCGGAACACGCACCAGCGAUGUCGGUAAGUCGACAGAUCCCAAUAUGCACGUCUAUUCCAACAUCGGUAACGGCAGUCACACUAGCAAUGGGAACGUGGUUGGGCAACGGCACAGUGCUUCCAGUGGGAGUAAUUUCCACCACCUACCGAAUAGCAAUAGUGUUAAUAACAAUUUUAGCCCAGUAGUUGAUGAUCAGUCGCUGCUCAAUUCCUCAUUCAUAACCAACGAUCUGGAUCUAGACGAUCCGGUGAUGACGAGUGCAUUUGCCAGUAAAAAAACAGCGAACUCAAUGCCGCCAUCAGGCGGCAGCCUUGUCGAUAGCGGGCCAUCAGCUAUGAUUACUACCCCUGCAUCACAUUUACCGCUACCACCACACAAAAGUUCCCAGCCCAUCACGGCAAUCGAGAUGAAGAAUGUUAUCAAAACUUUGGAUCCCAGCGUAAUUAUUCAAGCAGCAGCUGGCGCCAAUGGUACCACAGCCAACGCUAUCAAUGCAUCCGUAAGUAGUAAUACCAACAAUAAUACCAUCAGCAGUAAUAGCAUUAGCAACAACACAAAUAGCAGUAGUAAUGGCACAAGUGGUGGUUUCAUCACCAGCUCAAAUCGGUUACGGCUACUGCAAGAAUCCACCAUGAUCGAUACUGCCCUAGAUUUGGAUAGUUUGGACGGUUCGAUAGGGAACAACUCCCAAUCAUGUCUGGUCAAAACGGCUAUUGUAUGAUAAGACUGCGCUUCCUUCUUACAACAUUCGUCAAACUGUUCGUAACCUCCCUUCCGUUAAUCUUUGUGGACAGUCUACGCCUGUCACGACAUGUAUGUAUACUGUAACUAACUAAUACUACUUGCAUAAGGUCGAGUAACUUUCGGACGAUUAUUCACUGGAGUUACUGGAGUAUGAAGAUAGCAAAAGAAACUCGAUGGCACAAACAGUCUGACCUUGGACCUAUAUCGUUAUCUUCCACGUGUGCAGUACUGGUGAAACCAUAAUUAUAGCAGAAUUUUACCAUAGACGGUAUGAAAAAGUGAUAGCAUGAAGGGUCGCCCCUUUGAUCCUGUAUUGUGUAAAUUUGAUUAAUAUCAGUUGUACAGAGAGCCCACCGUGGUGUAACGAUUCAAACGACGAAUUAGAUGAUAGAGAAUACGCGCGCGCUGAUGCAGCGUGUGAGAUUCGGAGUUAUGCUAAGAGCGGAUAGAAUGUAUUUUUGUGUCUGUACGUAUAGAAAAUAUUAUUUUUUUGUGAGUGAAUAACAGGCAUACGAGAGGUGAAGCACAAUUUAAAAAUAAGUGCAUUGUUAUGUUAAUGUGAAUGUGAAAAACAAAACAAAACGAGAUUGCAGAAUGACGUAAUAAAUUGCAAUUAAAAUUUU
This is a messenger RNA of Armigeres subalbatus, 4447 nucleotides long. RefSeq names its product palmitoyltransferase app (gene app). Bases 1615 to 3801 code for a protein of 728 amino acids. Gene Ontology annotation, molecular function: protein-cysteine S-palmitoyltransferase activity. The record is from RefSeq and is a predicted model, not a curated record. Gene Ontology annotation, cellular component: Golgi apparatus; endoplasmic reticulum. The transcript is spliced from 11 exons. Gene Ontology annotation, biological process: peptidyl-L-cysteine S-palmitoylation; protein targeting to membrane. NCBI's taxonomy places the organism in Eukaryota, Metazoa, Arthropoda, Insecta, Diptera, Culicidae.